AUGCAUGCGGCACAGGACACUUCCAUGGUGGCGGAGGUUGUCGCCCACGGCCUCCGCUGUUUACUGUCAGCCAUGGGGCGUCAGUCGCUUGAGGCAGUGCAGCAGUGCGCCGUGGUGGUGGUGCAGGCGGUGACGCACGCGCGCCACGGACGCUGCGGCAGUACCCGACUUCCUGUCAGGGGGCAAAUCACUGUGCUGCGCUCGUUAGUCCCCGCUGCAGUGGAUUCUGUGUUUAUAUUUCUGCAGCGCCUUCACGCGAGUCCAAAUUUCGGCGAAGGCGAACACAGUCUCUCAACAACGUUGAUAAAUUUAGUGUUUUGCGCCAUCACUCUGCUUCGCCUAGUGGGGUCUGAUCUGCGGCGGCAGCCCAAACAAGAGCAGCAGUCCACUGGCGAUGCAGCUCUGUCUCUUUCAAGUGGCGAAAUUGCGCACUUGAUGGGGAUGCACGCCAAGCUGCAAGACGAACUGAACACCGUGUUGACUUCCCACUUCUCCCUCAUUGUGUACAAUGCGGAGCAUCAACUCUGGCAAUUGGAGACGGCAGCGUCUUCCGAGGACACGUUGGGGCUUCCUGAGCUGCAUGCGGUCCCACAUACAACCCUCUUUUUACAACCUGCUGAUGCUUGGAUUUGGCUGAUGGCGGAGGCGACAACGAGUGGUGUGGUGACGCUGUCGCCCACCUCCGCAUUGAACAGCACCACACAGAUGACACCGCCCUGGCUGACGCGGGCGUUUCUUUCAAUGAACUCACAAGAUACCCUUGACGCCUCAUUUGCCCAAAAAUUUAUGAGUGUUGUUCUUUCCCUUUAUGCUUUGUUGCUGAAACGCUGGAUGCGGUCCCUCCCGGGGCUUGCCGAGGCCCUGCAACGCUGGGGCAACGUUGAUGGCAUUUCAUUCUUUGACCUCACUAUUCCCUUCUCCAUGAGGCAUUGGGAGACAAGCAAUCGGAACGACCUGACAAUACUCGCUGAAAUCUGUGUGGUUCUCCACGAUCUUAUCUGUCACGUUCCUGUUAUCUUUGACGGGACAAAGUCACUUUUACAGCUGCAACGCGUGCUCUCACAGCUGAGUGUUGUGCGCUUUUUUUUUGCGGCACAGCGUCCACUUGGUGCCUCCAGUGUUGCCGAUGGCUUAUCCGUCGAGUUGUCACGAUUACUAGAAGCGGCAUCAGAGCAUGUAUUUUUUUAUUUGGAUCAUUCGCGAUGUGCGCAACUUCCCCACGAGUCGAGUUUGCCACAUCUCCAGUUGGCAUUUUUUGAUUUGGCUUCCUACACCUUUGAGCGACACGCAGGUGAGGACACGGCAUUUCUCGCUUUGGUGCGACCUCCCUCAGUAUGCGAAGCAUUAAACUUUGCGUCCAUGGUGAGAUGCUUUGGGUCUUCGGGAUCCAUGGAAGGCGUGGGUGCCCAAAAUGGGCCUCUGGGCGUUCAUGAAGAUAUUGCCACCUCAAGGCGAAGUGCAUCAUUUGCUCAAUCCAUUGUUUUGGCCUUUGAGGAGGUGUUUUUUUGUCUUUGUGCCUUUGGCUGUCUGGUAGAAGAGGCCCCAUCGUUGUACCUUUUUUUUGAAUCAGUUUCACAGACACUCCGUGGGGCGUUUGCGAAGAGUCAGGUGCCCACAUCUCUUCUUGCCUCUUCUUGUACCGGCUCGCCACUGAAACCAGGAGGAAAUGUAUUUUCAUGUGUACUCACUGCGGAGGCGGUAAAGGCAGUCGAGGACGUCGUUUCACUGUAUACGGUAAGGGUGCAGUUGACAUGCGGGAUGGGCCCCGGCGAUGGCGCACUGCCAAAGCAUCGUCGCUACUGGAUGCUAGCAGUCUCGCAUUUACGUAUGGCGGACUUUGAGUCUCAAGCACAGAUGGCGUUCGGUGUUGUGUUGGGUUCUGCUGCUGAGUACAGCACGGCAUUUUUUGCUUGUAGUCCGUCGGGUAGUAGAGAGUGGCUGCAGCUCGACGAUGGUGAUUUCUUGUGUGAGGGAGAUGACUCAGCGGUUUUGCGGCUCCUUUCCAAACAACGUGCGCUGGAAACAAGGACCCAUCGCAUGUCUAACUUUUCCUCCACAAUUCGUGAGCGGCUUGUUGCGGCUUCCAUGCGAUUUCUUCUUUUGGCUCUGCGUGAGGCAGUCCUUUUUGAGGAGGCGAUGGAAUAUACCAAAAUGGAUUACCCGGGAGGCUGCAGUGCCGCUCCCCUUUCCCUCCCCUCUGCCACCGCCUUCGCUUCAGCUUUGGGUGGAGAGUUAUCCCAAUCCUCUGCGUAUGCAACAGCUUUUACCCGCUUUCUCCUGAUGAUGGAGUACAUCCCUUCCGCGACGGUGGUGAAAUUCUCGGAGAUGUGCUGUCGCUCUAUCUCUGAGUUUCGGCCUACAGUUGCGUGUAAAACAAGUUCGCAUGGUAUGGUUACCGAGGCGGAUGUGCUUGCUGCCCUCAGUUACCAGCUCUCAUUGUCAUUUUUUACCGCUUAA
This is a messenger RNA of Trypanosoma rangeli, 2457 nucleotides long. RefSeq lists its product as uncharacterized. The transcript has a single exon. The coding region runs from base 1 to 2457 and encodes 818 amino acids. NCBI's taxonomy places the organism in Eukaryota, Euglenozoa, Kinetoplastea, Trypanosomatida, Trypanosomatidae. The record is from RefSeq and is a predicted model, not a curated record.